Messenger RNA from Styela clava, 1836 nucleotides. The record is from RefSeq and is a predicted model, not a curated record. Lineage: Eukaryota; Metazoa; Chordata; Ascidiacea; Stolidobranchia; Styelidae.
AUGAAUUCCAUACGAAUAUGGCAACUUGUAUAUUGCAUAUUUUGUCUCUACUGUUAUUCAAGUUUCGCUGCUUCAAACGAAGGAAAGCUUGGAUCCUAUAACAUUGAUACUACUGCAAUUUCUGUUAGUGGAUUAUCGUCGGGAGGAUUUAUGGCAGUACAAAUGCAUAUCAUUGAAUCUGAUACUUUCAUGGGUGCUGGAGUUGUAGCUGGAGGCCCAUACAACUGCGCACAGGAUUCUCUAUCAACUGCUUUGACAGCAUGCAUGUCAUCACCUUAUAUGAUACAAGUAAAAAGUUUGAUAGAAAACGCAAAAGCACAAGCUGACUUGGGUCGAAUAAGCUCGCUAGAUCAUCUGUACAAUUCAAAACUCUAUCUAUUUAGUGGAAAAGAGGAUUCGAUCGUCAAGCCAGGUGUGAUGACGAAAGCUCAGGAGUUCUACGAAGAGUUUGUUAAUCCCGCCAACAUUUUGACACAGUAUGACAUUGUUGCAGAGCAUGGAUUUGUCACAAUGGACAAUGGUGGAGCGUGUAACAGAAUAUACACACCAACUUACAUAAAUGACUGUGAUUACGAUUCUGCUUAUCAUCUUCUUAAUCACAUAUACGGCGGAAACCUCGAGGUUCCCAGUUAUUCGUUGACAGCUCCUGCUCCGCGAGGCACGGUUUUGGCAUUUGACCAAUCUGAAUUCAUAGAUACUCUAAAUCCGUCAUCGAUUGGAAUGGCUUCCAAAGGAUAUAUUUUUGUGCCAGAUUCCUGCGCUGGAGCAACAGAAUCAUGCCGUCUACAUGUUUCUAUACAUGGAUGUAAACAAGGGGAUAGCUUCAUCGGAGAUUCUUAUGUUAUGCAGACUGGUUAUAAUGAGGUUUCGGCAUUGAAUAAUAUUAUUGUUAUAUAUCCUCAAGCGUCAGUCAUUCCCAUCUCCAACCCCAAUGGGUGUUGGGACUUUUGGGGAUACACCGACUCAAACUACGCGUACCACAAUGGCAAACAAGUAGUAGCAAUAAUGAACAUGGUAAAAAGACUGACAUCGGGUUCAACAGCUAUGACGUCAUCGUCAGCACCUACAAUGAUUACAACAACUCCUGACGUAGUACCAACAGACGCAUCAACUAUAAAAAUUACUGAACCGAAAACAACAACAAAGCCAGGGUCUUCGAUUGAGGAUGGAGUUUUGGGAUCAUACAAAGCGGAUAAAAAUGCGAUUUCAGUAAGUGGAUUGUCUUCGGGUGGAUAUAUGGCAAUUCAAAUGCAUGUUGCUGAAUCCGAUACAAUAAUGGGAGCCGGGGCAAUAGCAGGAGGUCCUUAUUAUUGUGCGAGAAACAGUCUAACAUUGGCGACAACCUAUUGCAUGACGAUACCGAUGGGUAUAAAUGUGGAGACUUUGAAAUCUGAUGCACAGGACUACGUCAUAAGUGGUGCGGUUCCAGAUUUAUCCAACUUAAAUAACGACAAAGUAUACCUUUACAGCGGCACAGAAGACACAACAGUUUUAAAAGGGGUGGUUGAAAAAGCAGAAGAAUUUUAUCUCAGUUAUGUGAAUCCUUCAAAUAUUAAAACAGAAUACGAUGUUGCAUCACAGAACGGAUUUCCGACAAUGAACAAAGGAGGACUCUGUGGCUUCAGAAACACCAAUGAUAUAAAUAAUUGCGGAUUUGCAGCGGCAUAUCAUAUUCUCAAUCAUAUUUAUGGCGGAAACUUGCAGAUGCCGGAUUAUGAGAGCAAUGAUUUGCCGAAGGGACAGUUGCUAGAAUUUAGUCAAGCUGAUUUUGUGGAUUCAUCAAAUCCGAAAGAUAUUGUUAUGGAUGAGACCGGGCUGGAAAGACUACGUUUAUAA